AGGAAGAGGAAGAGGAAGAAUUCCUCCUUGAAGAUAAUUCUUCAGAGGAUGAUGAAGAAGUUAUUGCAGCGAGAGAGAAGAUGAAAAACUAUGGCAGAGGUUGGAAAUCUGUGGCUCUACUGUAGGAAAGUGAUGAUGAUGAUGAUGGUGUAGGUGCAAUUGAGUCUGAAAGUGAUGUUGGCAGUGUUGAAGUUAAUGUUGGGGAUGCUGAAAUGGAUGUUUCAGAUGCUAAUAGUGAGUACUUAGAGUCUUCCGAUCCUGGUAGCUGUAGAGAUAUCACUGAUGAAGACUGAGACUUGAGAGAUGAUGCAAUUAGAAAGAAGAGCAGAUUUCCAAAAUUCAAAAAGGUUAAAGGUAUACCUACUUUUGAACUGAGUAUGUUGUUUGAUAGCAAUGCAGAAUUUAAAGAUGCUUUGCACAAUUAUGCUAUCAUGACUAGGCAUGACAUACGGUACACUAAGAAUGAACCUAAUAGGUGUAGAGCUAAAUGUAUAGGUGCUGUUGAUUGUCCAUGGCAUAUAUUUGCAUCAUUUAACAAAGAAGUUGGUGGUUUUCAAAUUAAGACUUAUGUUCAUGAACACUCUUGUGAUCCUAAAAGGGGUUUGAAGAGGCUGACCACUAAGUAUUUAGUGUCAAAGUUUUAUGACAUAAUUGCUGCCCACCCGGACAUUAAGAUUAGAUACUUGAAGCCUUUUAUGGAGAGAAUAUUGGAGUUAGAUAUGAACUUAACUCAAUGCAAAAGGGUUAAAAAGAGUAUAUUAGCAGAUUUGACAGGGAAUUGUGUGAAGGAGUAUGGUAAACUAAGGGAUUAUGCUGAGGAGCUUAUGGUGUCUAACCCUGAGACCACAGUGAGUUUGCUUAUUGACAGGCAGAAUGAAGAUGAUCCAUCAACAUUUAAAUCCUUUUAUUGUUGUUUUAAGAGUUGUAAGGAGAGUGUUCUUAAUGGAUGCAGACCAGUGUUAGGGAUAGAUGGUUGCUUUUUGAAAGGAUUGGUUAAAUGAGAGUUACUAACGGAAUUGGCAGGGAUGGGAAUAACCAAAUGUUCCCAGUCGCUUGGGUUGUUUCUUGAACUUAUUGAGGCAUGAUCUAGGAACUGCUGAAGGUGAAGGCUGGACAUUGAUAAGUGAUUGACAAAAGGGGUUGGUUGGCGCUGUUGCGGAUACAUGGUUGAAAGCUGAGCACAGAUAUUGUUGUUGUCAUUUAUAUGCAAACUGGUGCAAAACACAUGCUGUAGGCAAUUGAAGAACUUAUUUUGGGCCCUUGCAAAGUCAACAAACAUAUCUGAUUUUAAUUUGAAAUACAAGGAAUUGGAGAAGGUACAUCCUACUGCUGCAAAGGAUUUGAUGCUAGUUGAUCCCAAGUACUGGUGCAAAGCAUUCUUUAGUCCAUUUUCAAAGUGUGAUUCAUGUGAUAACAACUUAAGUGAAGCUUUUAAUGGCACCAUUGUGGAAGCGAGAAGCAAAUCUAUCAUAUCCAUGCUUGAAGAUAUAAGAAGGGCAGUGAUGCGUAGAAUUAGAGACAAAAGAGUUGGUGUAGCAUCAUGGAAAGCUGAUUUUGGUCCUCUUAUUAAGAAAAAAUUGCAUAAUAAUGUCAAAGAAAGUCAUAUGUGGGUGUCUAAAUGGAAUGGAGGAGGUAGCUACGAAGUGAAGUGUGGGAGAAGUCAGUAUGUAGUUCGAUUGAGGGAAGGGUGUGCUCAUGUGGGGCAUGGGAACUUUCUGGAAUUCCAUGUCUUCAUGCUAUCCGAGCAAUACAUGACAAUGGUGAGAGGUCUGAAGACUACAUCAAUCUCUGGUAUAAGACUACAACUUAUUUGAGGGCAUAUUCAAGACCAUUAGAGCCAAUUAGGGGGGAGAACAUGUGGCCUAGAAGUGAUCAAGAUUCUGUGAUUCCUCCAAAAUUACGAAAAAUGCCUGGGAGACUGAAGAAAAAGAGGAGAAGAGAACUUCAUGAAAAUAUUGUGAAAACCAAGUUGAGCAGAGAAGGGAGGACCAUGACUUGUCAUGUGUGCAAACGAAAGGGUCAUAAUGCUAGAAACAAGUCUUGUCCUGGUAGGUGUGGUGCAAGUAGCCAAGUCAGUGACCUUACAAUGGCACAUACAGCAAGUCAAG
Molecule: messenger RNA, 2108 nt
Organism: Tripterygium wilfordii
Lineage: Eukaryota; Viridiplantae; Streptophyta; Magnoliopsida; Celastrales; Celastraceae
Exons: 2
Coding region: 378-1001 (207 amino acids)
Source: RefSeq, a predicted model, not a curated record